AUGAACCAUCUUCAUUCCCUAGCUUACACUAAUACUACUAGCCUCUGUGGUUCUUCCCUAGGUUGGGACUAUCACAACCUUGGAGUUCUCAACGCGGACAAAUUGUCUUUAAUGCAAGCUAUGGAAGGAAGUACACCUUCACUCUCGCCUCAACAUUCUGAUUUCUCAACUGGGUAUCUCGAAGAUGCUUUGAUUGAAUCAUGUGAGCGUUCCAAACGUAGACGCUUGCUGCCAUGUACUACUGAUGAGCAUAACAAGAGUUUCAUUGAUGACCUAGAGCAGCAGAGUUUCUGGAAUUUCAACCCCUUAUGGCACCAACCGGUAGAGAACUUCAACUUCUAUUGCAUGAACCAGAUAGAAAGGUUUUGUGGAUUUUCAGAUGAGCUUAUAAGCACAUCAAGGAGCGAGGAAGCAAACAUUCUACUAGCAGAUUCUAAAACACCAGAAGAGACAGUAUCAACCUCUGAAUCUUUAAAUUCAUCCUCAUCUUCAUACAAGCAACCGGUCACAUGCAAAACCACAGACCUCACAGUAGACCCAACAGGCAGUGAUGAUUUGGGGAACAAAAAGGUGGUAACAAGAGUGGUGUAUCCAUUUGCAAUGGUGAAGCCAGGAGGUAGGGAAGGUGAUGUGACAUUGAAUGACAUAAAUGAGAGGAUCCUAAUGCCUCCCACAAGGCCAGUGAGGCAUCCAGUUGGGGACUUUGCAUGUCGGCCAUGCGUGUCCGCAGAGGGUCCAGGCCUUUCAGGGAAAGCAGUGGUGGCCCUUACUAGAAUUCACACACAGGGAAGAGGCACGAUCACUAUUAUCAGAACCAAAGGCUAA
Molecule: messenger RNA, 825 nt
Organism: Sphenostylis stenocarpa
Lineage: Eukaryota; Viridiplantae; Streptophyta; Magnoliopsida; Fabales; Fabaceae
Source: the annotation of a GenBank genome assembly